This is a messenger RNA of Neogale vison (American mink), 2073 nucleotides long. RefSeq names its product DNA fragmentation factor subunit beta (gene DFFB). The record is from RefSeq and is a predicted model, not a curated record. Gene Ontology annotation, biological process: apoptotic process; apoptotic DNA fragmentation. Bases 92 to 1201 code for a protein of 369 amino acids. Gene Ontology annotation, molecular function: DNA endonuclease activity. Gene Ontology annotation, cellular component: nucleus; cytoplasm. The transcript has 8 exons. NCBI's taxonomy places the organism in Eukaryota, Metazoa, Chordata, Mammalia, Carnivora, Mustelidae.
GCAGCAGAGGCGCCAGGUCGCGGGACCCCCGCCGCUCGGCUGAUCUCUGCGGCGUGCGCGCGGACCCCCGGCGGGGUCGGAGGCCCUGAGGAUGUCUGCGCUGUCCCGGAAGCCCAAGACGUUCAAGCUGCGGGCCCUGCACGGCCCCCAGAAGUUCGGGGUGGCGGGGAGCAGCUGCCAGGACGUGCUGCGGAAGGGCUGCCUCCUCCUGCAGCUCCCUGUCGCCGGCUCCCGCCUGUGCCUGUACGAAGACGGCACGGAGCUGACCGCUGAUGACUUCUGGAGCUUCCCCGACGGCUCGGAGCUGGUGCUUCUCACCGCGGGCCAGACCUGGCAAGGCUGUAAGUGGCGCGGAUGCGGGAGCCUGUGGGGAGUGUGCACCGUGCUCGAGGGCUGCGGGCUUUUCUGUCCUCUUCUGCCGGCAGACGUGAGUGACCUCCGUCGCCUCCUCAGCGCCUUCCACAAGCCGCAUGAGGGGCUGAUCCAGGCCGCGCGGCAGCUGCUGUCGGACGAGCAGGCCCCGCUGCGGCAGAAGCUGCUGGCCGACCUCCUGCACACCGUCAGCGGGAACAUCGCGGCCGAGACCAGGGCCGAGGACCCGCCGUGGUUCGAAGGUUUGGAGUCUCGGUUCAGGACUAAGUCUGGGUACCUGAGGUACAGCUGUGAGAGCCGGAUCCGGAGCUACCUGAGAGAGGUGAGCUCUUACGCCUCUGUGGUCAGCGUGGAGGCCCAGGAGGAGUACUCCCGCAUCGUGGCCGUCAUGGGCCGGGAGCUCAGGGCGGCGCAGUACCACGGCACCUACUUCGACAGAGGCGCCAAGGCCGGCCGCCGGCUCUGCACGCCAGAGGGCUGGUUCUGCUGCCAGGGCCCUUUCGACGUGGACGCCUGUGCCUCCAAACACUCCAUCAAUCCCUACGGUAACCGGGAGAGCCGUGUCCUCUUCAGUACGUGGAACCUGGACCACAUAAUAGAGAAGAAGCGCACGGUCGUCCCCACGCUGGCGGAAGCCGUGACAGCACGGGACGGCAGGGAGGUGGCCUGGGAGUACUUCUACGGCCUGCUCUUCACCUCGGAGAACCUGAAGCUGGUCCACAUCGCCUGCCAUAAGAAAACCACCCACAAGCUCAGCUGCGACCCACGCAGGCUCUACAGACCGCGGACGAAGCCGAAGAGGCGGCGGCCGGCCCGCAGGGGCCAGUGACAGGCGUGACAGGCAGCCGUGCCUCCUCCCCGGGUGCGAUGCCCGUUGUUUGUGUUCUUGUCACUGCGUGGCUCCUGGAGACUUGAGAGGUCCCCGCUACGCCUCUGAAGCGGGUUUUGCACCGCUGAGCUCCAGCGCCAGAGGACCUGUUGCUGCACAGCCAGGACACGUGUGGGUGGGCAGGAACGAGGCAUCGUCCUCAGCUCGAGCCCCGCCCGCCCCAGUGGCCCCGCUGCUGUGCGCACACAGGGUGGCCUCCCCACUGGCCCGGAGUCAGGCCAGACGUGGCCGCGCUGGCCUGAGGGACAAGUGGUCUGUGUCCGCGCUCGGCGGGGUCGGCACUCCCGCGACACAUGCAGAGCUCUGCCCUCUCGGCUUUACUGAUUGCUCCCAAGGGUUGCAGCCCAUUUGGGGUAAAACGUUUGUAUUCGGUAAAGCACGUGCAAGGACCGUCAUUUCUGGUGGCAGAGAGCGGGAGACCCUCCGGCGUGUCCGUAGGGGAAGGGCUGACUGUGGUCUGAUGCCGGAGCACAAGACAGGGCACGUGCACGUUUCUGCACACGGGAGUCUGCGACGAAACGUGCCUUCUGGACAGUAACCCCGGAGACGCGGUGGGGGUGCUCCGGAUUAGAAAGGGCUAAUUUUCUAAAUCUUGUGUUUUGUAAAACCUGAAGUUUUUGAAGUAAGCACUUAUUUCAUAAUUUUUUAAAAUUGACUUCUUAAAGUCCUGCAGAUUAUAAUACCUAUAUUUUUACUUUUGUAUAAUCGUAAAAACCAACAAAGAUUUUUCAGAAGUGACCCAUCGAAAGUUGGCACUCUCUGGGAAUGAUAAAAUAAGGAUGAAAAUAAAGGGUCAGUGAUUUUGAAAAAAA